UACUGUGGCUUGGCGACUCUCGUUAUCAUUUUGAAUACUCUAGAGGUUGAUCCAGGACGAGUGUGGAAGGCUCCAUGGAGAUGGUAUCAUGAAGAGAUGCUCACGUGCUGCUUACCUCCUGAUGCACUAAAGAAAGGAAUCGUGCUUGAUCAAUUUGUCUCCAUAGCCAAGUGUAAUGGACUAAAUGUGGAACUGCAUCGUGCCACUGAAAACGAGAGUGCCAGGACUUUUCGCGAGGUCGUGGCACAUGCUACUCGAAAGGAGCCACAUCAUGGAAUUAUCGCAGUUUCCUUUGCCCGCAGUGCCCUUAGACAAACUGGAGGCGGCCAUUUCUCUGUUAUAGCUGGCUAUCAUCCGGACCGUGAAAUGGUUCUCUUGUUAGACACUGCUCGGUUUAAAUAUCCUCCACACUGGGCUCCGUUGGGCCGCUUAUGGAAAGGUAUGUGUGAUAUUGAUGAAGACACUCAAUUGCCACGUGGCUAUAUGCUCAUUCGAAGGGAAGAUGGCUGGGAGGCAAAUUUGACUGAAGCGCCUGCAACGAAGGGCUCGAAAACUUCUGGUCCUCAGGAGGUUGUGACUGAUAUUCAGGAAGAGCGGAGUUACGCUGAGGCAUUAAAGAUAUUUGUUGUCUCUGACGCUGCCUGGCAGGUUCGUAGUCUUAUGUCUUCUCGUACCCCCUGA
Molecule: messenger RNA, 681 nt
Organism: Protopolystoma xenopodis
Lineage: Eukaryota; Metazoa; Platyhelminthes; Monogenea; Polystomatidea; Polystomatidae
Source: the annotation of a GenBank genome assembly